ACAAACAGUUCCCCCUGAGGCGUAUGAGAGGUCACUUCAUUGAAGCAGUUGUAGGCCUAAUGUCACAUAUUUAACAUUUCCUCCCUGAUGUGCAGAAGUUUGAGCUAUUUCAGCAUUUUACUUUCUUGGUAAAAUGAUGUUUGUGUGGUUUUUUUUUUUCUUUCUGGUCUUUCACAGGAAUGCUUACUGCUCAUUCCUGAGGCAUUGAUCAAGAUGUUGUCAGAAUAAUCUGUUGUUUACAAAGUAUCUAAGAUAAGAUCACUUCUAGAGCAAUGCAGCCCUAUAUCCCUUAUAACUGCACAGAGGGCCAGUACGUGGUGUAGAAGACCACAUCACGCAUUCACUGGUAAAACCUCAUCUUUCCACAAGGGUUUCCAUUGGCUUUGUGUCUAAAGGUUAUUUUAACCGAGGCAUUGGCUCUUUCUCGAGUCCCUCCUUGAGCCAGGUCACACCACAAAAGGAUGACUAACACAGCCGAUGUCAAAGACCUCCUGGCUGUAUGCUUCUGGGGUUCUUUGAAGUGAAAAUGUGCUUCAACAAAAGAGUUAUUCAGCUCAUUAUACACGAUUAUGCAUGGUUAUAACAGACAAUGUGCAUGGUAUGAAUGAACCUUCUGUAAUCUAACGGCACUUCACCGUUAUCACGCCCUUGGCACUCUUGCUGUGUGUGUGCUCAAGGGUGCUGCUCCGUCCUCACUCAAGUGGUAAAAAGGAUACACCAGGCUGAAUGGUUGUAAGAAUCAUAUGUACCCGCGGCACUGAGUGCGUUAAUAGUUAAAUAAGGUCUAGCAAGCGUAGACCUGCCUGGUACCACACAAAGUGAAGAAACAGGAAUCCCAGCUAUGUGUUGGCCCGACCUAGCAGGCAUAGAAGGCAGAUAAUCACAUAUGAACCUCGGUGUGAAAAAUGAUGCCCCGUUAUUUCUAACUUCUAACUCAAAACUAUAGGUCAGGCUACAGCAUUUGAAUUUGCCUAAUCAUGCCACUUGCUGUUUUCAUUUUUGGUCAGGUUAUCUGAUUGAACCAUUUGUGCCUUCAGUCAGCCUGCCUGCAUUUUGCUUUAACUAGACUGAGCCGCAGUGGUUUUUGUAUUCAGUUAGGGUCCACGAAGAGUGAGUGAGUGAGUGAGUGAUUGCAGUAGCUCAGCCUAUGGGAAAGUUCAUGCUCAGGAUGUUAAGCAGCUUGUUAUGUGUCUAAAGGUAGCAAGUAUGAGAGUGUGGAAGAAAGUGUGUGUGGGUGUGUGUGAGAGACGGAGAGUGAGUGUGUGUGUGUGUGUCUGUGUGUGUCUGUGCACGCGCAAAAGAGAGCAAGUGGGAGAGACGUCACAGCCUUGGUUUUAAUAGGAGCGGGCAGGGGAGGAGUGAGCUGCUCUGGUAGCGAGUAGUAGCCCUCUGUCUCCCAGCAGGGAAAAAGCGCUGAGGUUUCUGCUUGGGCUGACUUAAUCUGCAGGACGUAGCCUACACUCUAGAAACACUGGGUCUGUCCCGCGACUCAAAGCUUGAAGAGGCUGCUGCUGCCACACCGGAGCUGCACAGUGGGAGCGGAUCAGGAGCCCGAGCAGAGAGGGUCAGCGCCCAACACAGCACACGCCAUGGGUGAGGAGGGCCCCCCCAGUCUGGAGUACAUUCAGGCCAAGGACCUGUUCCCCCAGAAGGACCUGGUGAAGGAGGAGGACAGCCUCCAGGUGCCCUUCCCAGUCCUUCAGGGGGAGGCAGUGGAAUAUCUCGGCCGUGCUGAUGACGCCAUCAUCGCCAUCUCCAACUACAGGCUCCACAUCAAAUUCAAAGACUCCAUUAUCAAUACAUACCCAGGUGUGGACAAUGAGAUUUCUGUGCCUCUGCGGCUGAUGGACAGCGUGGAGAGCAGAGACAUGUUCCAGCUGCACAUCAUCUGCAAAGACUCCAAAGUCGUCAGGUGCCACUUCUCCACCUUCAAGCAGUGCCAGGAGUGGCUGCGGCGCCUCAACCGUGCCAUAAGCCGACCGUCGCGGCUGGAGGACCUGUUCGCCUUGGCCUACCACGCCUGGUGCCUGGGGGGCAGCGCCGACGACGAGGACCAGCACCUGCACCUGUGUCGCCCAGGAGAUCAUGUUCUUCAGAGACUGGAUGUGGAAGUGAGGAGAAUGGGCUACGACAUGCAGAACGCCUGGAGAAUAUCCGACAUCAACAGCAACUACAAGCUCUGCUCCAGCUAUCCUCAGAAGCUGCUGGUGCCGGUGUGGAUCACCGAUAAGGAGCUGGAGAGUGUGGCCUCCUUUAGGUCCUGGAAAAGAAUCCCUGUUGUAGUGUACAGGCACCAGAGGAACGGCGCGGUGAUCGCCCGCUGCAGCCAGCCCGAGAUCAGCUGGUGGGGUUGGAGGAACACUGACGACGAGUACCUGGUCACCUCCAUCGCCAAGGCCUGCGGGCUGGACCGCGGCACUCGGGGGGGCGGGGGCCUCGCAGGCAAGGCCAGAGGAGACGGGCCCGACAGCGUCGACAGCGACUUUGAUUCCUCUUUGACUGUUUGCCCAGGCCCCGAUGCCAACGUUGCACCACAGAAGCUGCUGAUCCUCGAUGCCCGCUCCUACACGGCCGCGGUGGCCAACCGUGCCAAGGGAGGCGGCUGCGAGUGUGAAGAAUACUACCCCAACUGCGAGGUGAUGUUCAUGGGCAUGGCAAACAUCCACUCCAUCAGGAACAGCUUCCAGGCUCUGCGGGCGGUGUGCAGUCAGAUCCCGGACCCCGGCAACUGGCUCUCAGCGCUGGAGAGCACCCGUUGGCUGCAGCACCUGUCCGUCAUGCUGAAGGCGGCCACUCUGGUGUGCUCGGCGGUGGAGAGGGAGGGUCGGCCGGUGCUGGUGCACUGUUCGGACGGCUGGGACCGAACGCCUCAGAUAGUCGCUCUCUCCAAGAUUCUUCUGGACCCGUUCUACCGGACCAUGGAGGGUUUCCAGGUGCUGGUAGAGACGGAGUGGCUGGACUUCGGCCACAAGUUCGGCGACCGCUGCGGCCACCAGGAGAAUGCCGACGACGUGAGCGAGCAGUGCCCGGUCUUCCUGCAGUGGCUGGACUGCGUCCACCAGCUGGUCAAGCAGUUCCCGUGCCUGUUUGAGUUCAACGAGGCCUUCCUGGUGAAACUGGUCCAGCACACGUACUCGUGUCUCUAUGGCACGUUCCUGUGCAACAACGGCCGGGAGAGAGAGGCCCGCAACAUCUUCAAGCGCACCUGCUCCGUCUGGUCCCUGCUCCGCACUGGCAACAAGAACUUCCAGAACUUUCUCUACAUACCCAGUCAUGAUAUGGUGCUGCAGCCGGUGUGUCACACGCGCGCCCUGCAGCUGUGGACGGCCGUUUACCUCCCCUCCUCCUCGCCCUGCACUGCUGCCGAGGACGCCAUGGAGAUCUACCUGUCCCCCUGCGGCCAGGGCGAGGAGCUCACCUCCCGCUCCCUCGACAGACUUCCAAAGACACGCUCCAUGGACAACCUCGUCUCUGCCUGUGAGAACGGGAUGCCCCUUACGCGCACGUCGAGCGACCCCAACCUCAACAAGCACUGCCAGGAGGGCCGUGUGGCCCUGGAGACGGCGGGCAGCCCAGGGGCCUCCCCCACGGAGGACAGCCUGGAGGACCACACCCCCGACACGGGGCUGGGCAGCGAAGACCCUGACGUGGAGACGUGCGAGGAGACACCGACCCCGUCACCUCCACCGGCCGAUGAGGCGGCCCCUCUGGACACGAGGGAGGAGCUGUGCUUAACCACGCAGCCUCUGCCCUGUCUGCCUCACCCACACUCCCUGGGGCAGGACUGCCCUCUGCCCACGCCUGUCCUCCACCAGGCUCUGCCCCGCAGCGCCAGUCCCCCUCUGCCACCCUUGCCCCCGGAGGAGCUGCCCUGGACCGCUGAGGCUCCCCCGUCUCCUACUGCGAGCGUGAGCCCUCCCCCCGUCGUCAACGGCUUUUCCCACGCAGAAGACGAGCCCGAAGAGCCUCUGGUAGGGUUCACCGCCGAAGCCACGGAGCUCCUGGCCACGGAACCGCCGCCGCCUCGCUCCACGCUGCUGGAGGACUCCACCGAGACCCUCACCGAGCAGAGCGCCAUCCCGCCACAUCAGCCUCUGCUGCGGAGGGCCAGCUCAGGCGAGGCCCAGGCCCUAACCCCGGCCCAGGCCCAGGGUUGCUCUAGAGAGGAAGGGAGAAGGACUGAGGGCACGUGUAAGGGGGAGCUGGUGCCCGUGGGCGAGCGGGGGAUGCCGGAGUGCGCCCGCACCGCCCGGCGGCUGGUCUCGCAGAGCCAGCUGAGCGACUUCACGCUGCUGGGCUCGCCGUGGGGCAGCGUGCAGGGCCUGGUGCAGUCGGCCUGCGGAGGAGCCCUGCAGCAGGGGGGCUACCAGGGCCGUCGCUUGGCUAGCAAGAUCCUGCGUGCCCAGGGAGCCAGCAGCGCCGCCGCCGCCAACGGCCACUGCUGCCGCCGGGACCGAGACCGGGACGCUUCGGCGUAUUCGUCCGCGGUGAACGGCUUCGGCAACGGUGCCGCGUCCUCCAGCUGGCUGUCGGCGGUGAAGAGCUCGGGCUACGCCGCGCUGUGCGCCUCCACGGCCUCCUCCGGGCCGUACGUGCGACAGCUCCUGGCCGCCGCGCAGUCCUCGCCCUCGGCCAGCGUGUCCCCCCCGCCCCCGGGGCCCCUACAGCCGCCCCAGGCCCCCGCCUACCUGGACGACGACGGCCUGCCGGUGGCGCUGGACGCGGUGCAGCAGCGGCUGCGGCAGAUCGAGGCCACCUACAAGCAGGAGGUGGAGCUGCUGCGCCGGCAGGUCAGGCAGCUGCAGAUGAGGCUGGAGAGCAAGCAGUACUGCACGCCGCCCUCCGAGCCCGACAUGGACUACGAGGACGACAUUACGUGCCUGAGGGAGUCCAACGACAGCACCGAGGAAGACUCCCUGUCUGACCACAGCGAGGACCGCUUCAGUGAGGGCAGCUGGGAUCGCAUCGAGCGGAAGGACACAGAGGUCAGCGUCCCUCAUAGCCUCCUGCAGGUUACUCGAUGGGUUCCCGAUCAUAUGGCCUCCCAUUGCUUUAACUGUGACAGUGAGUUCUGGAUUGCCAAGAGACGCCAUCACUGCAGGAACUGUGGAAACGUGUUCUGCAAAGACUGCUGCCACCUGAAGCUGCCCAUUCCGGACCAGCAGCUCUACGACGCGGUCCUGGUGUGCAACACCUGCCACGACCAGCUGCUGGAGUCGCGCACGCGCGAGAUCCGCAACCAGCAGCUGAAGAAGGCCAUCGCCACCGCCUCCAGCUGAGAGCCUCCUGCCCCGAUCUGCCCAGCCUACCUACCCCACCCCACCCUGCUCUGGCCUGGUGCCGUUUGGCCUGGCACAACUCAGCAUUGGUUGAGCACCUGACACGCGUUUGACCACUUUGUCUGAGGAGCCUAGUUGCCCCCCCACCACCCAAUGACCCCCCCACCCUUAAACCAUUCUCACGAGUGAUGAUGACGAUGAUGAGGAGGAGGAGGAGGAGGAGGAGAAGAAGAAGAAGAAGAACUUGAAGUUCUUUGAGAUUUGGACUUGAUGUAUGGUGGACCGUGACUGAAAAGGCUGGAAAGAGAAAGACAAAGAGAGUUUGAGAUGGGUGAACAGGUGGGGAGGGUUGUUUUUAAUGAAAUGCCGGUUAUUGUUGUGAAGCCCCCACUAUGGUAGACAGCAUCUCCGGGCCAGGAGGUUGCAGCGUCCUGCUGGCCUCUGGCCCUCAGCGUGUGGGGAGGGCUGUUCCUUAGAGCUCCCUCUGCUGGUGGGGCAGCCUUCAGCUUGGAACUGGAGCUCCCCUUGUUCCAGCACUCUCAUAACCUGGACAUCAGUAGCACCAUGACCUGCCCCACUGCUUGCGCUCACACACACACACACACACACAUACACAUACACACACCUCUGAGGACAAUCUCUCUCAUCCCCGGAAGUUGGAAACUUUGAAGCCUUUCGUGCGUCAUACUGGAGGCGUAUCUAUUUAAAGAAAAAAAAAAAAGAAAAUGCUGCUAAAGUAUUGAAAAAUCUAAUUUUUGUAUUCUUAUUAUUUUGUGCACUACACGUUUGUUGUAUAUUUGAGGGAAUUUGAGACCAAACCCAAAACAAAAGGGAUACAUCUGCUGUUUACUUGCUGUUGUAUGUGUUUGUGGGCUCUGCGAUGCUUGAAUGUAAUGUUUGUGAUUGGGAGUGUGAGUGAUUGGGGCGUUACUGAAAGGCUCAAUCAUUAAUAUUCACAUGCAUUCGGUGAGUUGCGUGUUUGUCCGUUUCUGCAGUUUGCCUUUAUUAUUGGGUAAAAAAAAAAAAAAAAAAGGUUAUGCACAGUUAACACCUAGCCGUCAUUUUAUUAAUGUUAAGCAAAAUUUCAAACAGUUUGUGUAAGAGGUUUGUUCCUCCCAGAAUCAAAGAUGUAAUACUCCCAUGCAGCAGGUCCCGUGGGCGUCCGGUUUGGACCGCUUUGGACCACGGGUGAGCCAGACCACAAAGAAAAUCACAAAAACUCAAGACGACGUCGUCACGUUUUCCAGUUCAAAUUUUUUGCUAACGUCAAGUUAACCAUAUGGGUUUCUGUAAUGUAUUCAGAAGGUUAAGGUAUAAGCCCACAUACUUUUGCACGAGGGGAUGUUUGUGAGAGAUUUUUCGUACGUCCUUGUUUGGCUUCGUCUGCUGUCUCCAUAGCGAUAUGUCAUGACACAGUGUCAUUACGCACUCAAUAUCACUAUGAAUUUCAGUUACUUCCUUUUAAAAAAAAUUGACUGUGGUUCCCAAACAUUGGUGUACGUGUUGUUGAAUGGUGUUCCUUGAAAAAAAAAAAUAUAUAGUGCCAUCUUUUAUUUUGUUUUGUUUUUUAAAGCCUUUUUCUCAUGGACUACACCUGGUUACUAAUUGGUAACUACUCGAUAUGUUAAUGGUACAAACAUAGCUAGCUGCUUAACAAUGAGAAAAUAACUUCGUAGGUUCAACAGGGCUAUCUGUUGGGUCAUGGAGUCAUGAUAUUCACUGAAAGAUGACAGUAGGAUGGCGAAUCCUAAUGAUUCAAAAGUUACCUAUUGUUUUCUAUCUUUCUUUGUACUGGUGUCAAUGAAGGAGCGAUCAGAUGAAUGAAAGAAAGAAAAAAAGAUCCCAGAAAUGUAACAUAGCUCUCUGAUCUAGUGGCUAAAAUGUGUCACUUAGUCAAUAAUUGUUUUCAGGAAAUGCACUGUACAAGUUAAAUCCCAUGGGGGUAAAUAAAGUAUAUAUCUGUAUCAUCUGCCUGAGGUGGCAGUCUCCUCCA
This is a messenger RNA of Clupea harengus (Atlantic herring), 7272 nucleotides long. RefSeq names its product myotubularin related protein 4 (gene mtmr4). Gene Ontology annotation, molecular function: protein phosphatase binding; phosphatidylinositol-3-phosphate phosphatase activity; metal ion binding. Gene Ontology annotation, biological process: phosphatidylinositol dephosphorylation; regulation of autophagy. Gene Ontology annotation, cellular component: cytoplasm; membrane. NCBI's taxonomy places the organism in Eukaryota, Metazoa, Chordata, Actinopteri, Clupeiformes, Clupeidae. The record is from RefSeq and is a predicted model, not a curated record.